UGUCUCCAAAGAAUGAAAGCUGCGCCGUCGAAGCUCGCGAACCUUCAGGUUUCCUCUCUUCCUCGCGCGUGCAGUGUCGUCACCACCCAGAUCUGCGCAAUUCCCGGUACCAUCAAGCUACUUGCCAUACGACUGGCGAAUAUUCCUGGAAGAGACUAGCUAAAAUGAGUGUUGAAAUGGACGAGGAUGACGAUUUCUACGCGCCUGAGGAGCCCGAGGUCGCUCCUGCGCCAACCCCCGCCGCCGCUGCGCCCGCUGCGGAGAAAGCGCCCGAACUGAAAACCGAGGAUGAGGACCUGGAGGAGGGCGAGGAAGAGGAUGAGGGCGGCGCAAUGGACGAGGACGAGGACGACGAUUCCGACAUCGACAUCAUCACCGAGAGGAAAGACGGAACAAAGGCCGCUCCCCCUUCACAGUCGAAAUACAGCGAGAUCAGGAACAUCCCUCAAAGGACAGCUUCCACCGACACAACAGCCAAGGCCGCCGCUCCAGUGAAGAAGGAGGAGUCAGCCAAGCCUGCAGAACAAGCGAGGCCCAAAUCAAACUUCGACGCAUACGCCGUUCCCACGCACAAGCCCACUGGGAAGCCAUUGACACAAGUCAGCAUCGACGAAGACUUGGGCGAGGAUGCUGCGCCGUGGCGGAAACCCGGGACCGACAUCAGCGACUACUUCAACUACGGCUUCGACGAGUUUAGCUGGACCGUCUACGCACAGAAACAGACGCAGUUGCGGGCCGAGUACAGCCAGGAGGCCAUGUCACAGAACUCCAAGAAGAUGAUGGAGGAGUUCAACAGCAUGAUGAUGCUCGGAGGCAUGCCGCCAGGCAUGGCCAUGGCCGGAAUGCCAGGAGCGGCCGGAGGCGCCCAGGGCGGCGCGGCUGGAAUGGGCGGCGCAAUGGCCGGCAUGGACGGCAUGCCUCCAGAGAUGCAGCAGAUGAUGCAGCAGAUGAUGGCGUCUGGCAUGGACCCGAGCCAGAUGGACCCGUCAGCCAUGUUCGCCGCCAUGCAGGGAGGCGCAGGUGGCGGCGCCGCUGGUGCUGGCGGCGGCGGCCAGGGCGGCCAGAACCAGAACUUUGGUGGUGCAGGAUUCGGUGGCGGCCAAGGUCAGGGUUAUGGGUACGACCAGCAGCAGCAGAACAUGGGAGGUGGUGGCAGGGGCGGGUUUGGCGGCAGAGGGCGGGGUGGCCGGAGGAAUUGGUAACGAAAAAAACGCUCUACGAUACUUGCCUCAUCGCCCGAAGACAAGAGGGAUUUUGAACAUGCGGCAUCCAGCGAUUCCUUGUAGUUUUCUUCCAAAACUAAUAGCAUACCCGCCG
Molecule: messenger RNA, 1317 nt
Organism: Gaeumannomyces tritici R3-111a-1
Lineage: Eukaryota; Fungi; Ascomycota; Sordariomycetes; Magnaporthales; Magnaporthaceae
Exons: 4
Coding region: 165-1202 (345 amino acids)
Cellular component (GO): mRNA cleavage and polyadenylation specificity factor complex
Molecular function (GO): RNA binding
Source: RefSeq, a predicted model, not a curated record